Molecule: messenger RNA, 1086 nt
Organism: Mollisia scopiformis
Lineage: Eukaryota; Fungi; Ascomycota; Leotiomycetes; Helotiales; Mollisiaceae
Exons: 3
Coding region: 1-1086 (361 amino acids)
Source: RefSeq, a predicted model, not a curated record
AUGAAAUUUGAACAAUUGCAAGCUCAUAUGAGCGAACUCCGCGCUGGGCCAAACAUGAGUUCAAUCGGUUCCGAAGCACAGAUUCAACUACGAGGGCUUUUGUCUUUGUCAGAAGACGUUUGUCAGGUGAUUUCUCAGCAACGAAUACUAAAAGGCCUCGCUUUUGAAGACAUGCAUGGAAGUGAAGAUGAAUGGUCUUCUGAGGACGAAAGCGAGGCUGACUCCGAAAAUGGAACUGGGGACUCUUCCGAAGGAGCAAACGAUUUCUCCAACAACAAAGACCCAGCAUCUAUAGAAAUCGACGAGCAAUCUUCCAUAGAAGAGUCGGACGAAGAAUACUCCGGAAGAGCAGUUAUCAGAGACCGGGACUCACAAGAACUGGGACUAGGAGGAAGACGUGACUCUAUUUGCAGCAAACCAUUUGUGGACUGGCUAGCAUCAGGAAACAGGUUCUUCCAUGUCUGCGGUAAGCUAGGCUCUGGAAAAUCAACUCUCAUGAAAUUCCUCUGUGACCACAAGCGUACUCAAGAGGAACUUGAGAAAUGGGCAGGUGACGAUAGAAAGCUUGUAUUUGCAAAGUUUUUCUUCUGGAGACCAGGCUCUAUGCUACAGAGGUCUAUCAGUGGCCUCCUCCGAUCCCUUCUGCAUGAUACCUUAAAAGUCUGCCCCGAUCUCAUCUCCGCAGUUUUACCAGAUCAGUGGAACAAUGUGAAAUCUAUACCUUGGCAAAUGCAGCAUGAGCCUGAAUUCGGAAAUCAAGAAACAAGAUCGGCUUUCACUCGACUCAUCGAAAACCGAAAUAUGACCAGACACCAUCGGUUCUGUUUUUUCAUUGAUGGUCUUGAUGAGUACGAGGAAACGCGACAAGAAGACUACAAAGAUCUUCUUGACCUGCUUUCCAAAUGGACCGAAGCAGCACCAGACGACGUCAAGCUUUGUGUUUCAAGCAGGGAGGAUAACGUAUUUGUGAACAAUUUCUCCAGUGAACAGAGAAUUCGUCUUCAAGAUCUCACAAAAAUGAUAUACAUUACUUUAUUCGAGAGAGGCUGGCAACUUCCCCCACCGAAGAAUACCACGACUUGGUGA